Messenger RNA from Raphanus sativus (radish), 1840 nucleotides. Its product is annotated as aldehyde dehydrogenase family 3 member H1. NCBI's taxonomy places the organism in Eukaryota, Viridiplantae, Streptophyta, Magnoliopsida, Brassicales, Brassicaceae. The transcript is spliced from 10 exons. Gene Ontology annotation, molecular function: aldehyde dehydrogenase (NAD+) activity. Bases 110 to 1711 code for a protein of 533 amino acids. The record is from RefSeq and is a predicted model, not a curated record. Gene Ontology annotation, biological process: aldehyde metabolic process. Gene Ontology annotation, cellular component: cytoplasm.
AGAUCCAAUCUGGUAAAAUUCAUCGUGGAACCUUGUCCAACCAUAGGUCGGUCCAGUGUUAUAAACACUGAAAUAUAGACAAAAGUUAGAUACUUGUCCCUUCUUUAACAUGAGCAAACUUGAAGAAGCGUUUAUAUCGGUGAUCGUUGAUCGUUCUGCUAUGGCGAAAAUCUUUCAAAUGGCGGAUGCUAGCAAUUUGGUGACAGAGCUUCGUCGGAACUUCGAUGCCGGAGUAACUCGCGGUUACGAGUGGAGAGUCACUCAGCUUAAGAAACUUCUCGUAAUUUGCGACAAACACGAGCCUGAGAUCGUAUCCGCUCUCCACGACGAUUUAGGCAAACCUGAACUCGAGUCUUCUGUUUAUGAGGUAGCUUUGUUGAGAAACUCGAUCAAGUUAGCUCUUAAGCAACUAAAAGACUGGAUGGCACCACAUAAGGCAAAGACGUCUCUAACAACGUUUCCUGCAUCAGCUAAAAUUGUGUCAGAACCUCUCGGAGUUGUCCUUGUAAUCUCGGCUUGGAAUUUUCCCUUUAGUAUGUUUGAACAAUCCCUUACUGAUUUAUGUAUUACCUCUAGCUUAUCCAUUUUGAAUGCCUUCAAACGACAUUUGACUAUUGCCUGUUUCUUGCAAGUGUUGUCUAUUGAUCCUGUUAUUGGUGCGAUUUCUGCUGGGAAUGUUGUUGUGUUAAAGCCAUCAGAACUGGCUCCAGCUUCUUCCUCUCUGCUCGCAAAGUUACUGAAACAGUAUCUAGACCCUUCUGCAGUGAGAGUUGUAGAAGGAGCUGUUACUGAAACAACUUUGCUGCUGGAGCAGAAGUGGGACAAAAUAUUCUACACAGGUAAUUCGAGAAUUGGGCGUAUCAUAAUGACGGCAGCUGCGAAGCAUCUCACCCCUGUUUCUCUAGAGCUUGGGGGAAAAUCUCCUGUUGUCAUAGACUCAGAUACCAAUUUAAAAGUAAUUACUGUCAGGCGUAUAAUAUCAGGUAAAUGGGGUUGCAACAAUGGACAGGCGUGCAUUUCUCCAGACUACAUCCUGACGACAAAAGAAUAUGCUCCAAAAGUGAUUGAUGCCCUGAAGAAAGAAUUGGAGGCAUUUUAUGGGAAUAACCCUAUGGGGUCCAAAGAUACGUCACGUAUUGUAAACUUGAAUCACUUUGAUCGCCUGUCUAAGAUGUUAGAGGAGAAGGAAGUUUCUAAUAAAAUCGUCUAUGGAGGUCAAAAGAACAGAGAGAACCUGAAAAUUUCUCCAACAGUCUUGCUUGACGUGCCAUUAGAUUCUUUGAUCAUGAGUGAAGAAAUAUUUGGCCCUCUCCUGCCAAUCGUCACGCUCAACAACCUGGAGGAGUGUUUUGGCGUGAUUAAUUCUCGACCCAAGCCACUUGCUGCGUAUUUGUUUACCAAAAACCACAAGCUGAAAAAGAAAUUUACCAAGACAGUUUCUGCUGGAGGCAUUGUAGUCAACGACACAGCUGUUCAUUUUACACUUCCCACAUUGCCAUUUGGAGGAGUCGGUGAAAGUGGAAUUGGUUCUUACCAUGGUAAAUUCUCAUUUGAUGCAUUCAGUCACAAGAAAUCUGUUCUCUUCAAAAGCUUUUUAGGUGAUUCAGCCAUCAGGUAUCCACCAUACUCUAGACGAAAGCUUGGACUGUUAAAGACACUUGUCAACAGCAAUCUAGUGGACACAUUCAAAGUCCUUUUAGGUUUAUCCUAAAAGGAUGAUGACAAUGGGUUAUACAUCCCCUUGUAUCUUACUUUCUUCGGACAUGAACUUUGGUUGUUAAAGAUAUGUGUGUUGAUGAAUAAGAGAUUUGAGAUUGAUUGUGGAAAUCCGUUUUCUUCA